Molecule: messenger RNA, 2073 nt
Organism: Botrytis sinoallii
Lineage: Eukaryota; Fungi; Ascomycota; Leotiomycetes; Helotiales; Sclerotiniaceae
Exons: 2
Coding region: 1-2073 (690 amino acids)
Biological process (GO): triglyceride biosynthetic process; lipid storage
Cellular component (GO): perinuclear endoplasmic reticulum; cytoplasm
Molecular function (GO): phospholipid:diacylglycerol acyltransferase activity
Source: RefSeq, a predicted model, not a curated record
AUGUCCCUCAUCCGCCGCCUAUUCCUCGGAACUCCGACGCCAUCCCCCUCCCCCUCUAUUCCAGCAACCCGUUCUUCCUCCCCCUUCAAAGGCGAAGAAGUGCGUCUCGCGCCCGUAGUUCGAGUCCUCACGUAUAAAGAACGAAAACAUAGAAAACGACGCAAUACAUUUAUAUUUUUCCUCGGUGGACUUUUUGGCUUGGUGAUUGCGGGGUUCUUCGCGGGCAAGAAUGAUUUACUCGAGUUACCGGAAAUGUUGGAGGGGAUUACUAUGGAUAGUCUGAUGGACGUGUUGCCGGCGGGAUUUAAGGGAGAACGGGAAGCCGUGAAUUAUGAUUCGUUCUCUGUGGGUUUACAUCUCAAGUCGCAGGGAAUUCUUGCGCAUCAUCCAGUUAUUAUGGUUCCAGGUGUUAUCUCGACGGGGUUGGAAUCUUGGGGUACGACUAAUGCUUCACGGCCUUAUUUUCGCAAAAGAUUGUGGGGAAGUUGGAGUAUGAUGAGAGCUUUGGUUGCCGACAAAGAAGGGUGGAAAAGACAUAUCAUGUUAGACAAACGUACUGGACUGGAUCCUCCCGGAAUCAAAUUGAGAGCUGCGCAAGGAUUUGACGCUGCCGAUUUCUUCAUAACAGGAUAUUGGAUUUGGAGUAAAAUACUGGAGAACUUGGCGACGAUUGGCUACGAUCCUACGAAUAGUUACACGGCGGCUUAUGAUUGGAGAUUGUCGUACGCGAAUUUGGAGGUGAGAGAUCAAUACUUCACAAGAUUGAAGACGCAUAUCGAAUUGGCGAGUAAGAUUUCAAAUAAAAAGGUGGUCUUGGUUUCGCAUUCUAUGGGUGGUCAAGUGCUGUUCUAUUUUAUGCAUUGGGUAGCAUCUUCGAGUGGCGGAAACGGUGGAGAUGAUUGGGUUGAUAAAUAUGUUGAUUCUUGGAUCAAUAUUAGUGGAUGCAUGCUUGGAGCUCUCAAGGGAUUGCCUGCUGUGCUAUCAGGAGAGAUGAAAGAUACCGCACAACUAAAUGCAUUUGCAGUUUAUGGCCUCGAAAAAUUCCUUAAUAAAGAAGAACGAGCUGAGCUCUUUCGAGCCAUGCCAGGAAUCUCUUCCAUGCUCCCAAUUGGAGGCGAUGCUGUUUGGGGUAAUGCAACUUGGGCACCAGAUGAUACCCCAGGUCAGGAAGUCAGCUAUGGACAAUUUUUGAAUUUCAAAAACCAAAACACAUCAACGGGGUAUCGAAAUCUUACGGUAUCGCAAUCUCUAGACUAUCUAUUUAAUACCACAGAAGAUUGGUAUCGUAAGGCAGUCAAGGGCAGCUAUUCGCAUGGUGUAGCUCAUACUACAGCUGAAGUGGAAGCAAAUGAAAAGGAUCCAAAGAAAUGGAUCAACCCACUUGAAACGAGAUUACCUCUUGCGCCAAAUCUGAAGAUUUAUUGUUUCUAUGGUAUGUUCUUCUAUCUCCAAAACUUUUCUUUUACCAAUGCUAAUAUUCAACAGGUAUCGGUUAAACCAACCGAACGUGCUUAUUUCUAUCGCCACUCGGAUAAUCCCCUUUCGUCCCUCAAUAUCACAAUCGACACCGGUCUAUCCCAAGCUAACAUAGACCACGGCGUGAUUCUUGGAGAAGGUGAUGGAACCGUCAAUUUACUCAGUGUCGGUUACAUGUGUAAUCGUGGUUGGAAAUACCAUCGCUAUAAUCCAGCAGGUAUAAAAAUUAAGACCUACGAAAUGCCUCACGAACCAGAUCGUUUUAGUCCUCGUGGAGGUCCAAAUACUGGAGAUCAUGUGGAUAUUCUGGGGAGACAAAGCUUGAAUGAUUUGAUUUUGAGAGUAGCGGCAGGUAGGGGCGAGGAAAUUGAGGAAAUGGUUGUCAGUAGGAUUGCGGAGUAUGCGGCGAAUGUAGAGAUUGGGGAAGAGGAGGCGUAUAAAGUUAAAGGGGAAGAAGAUGAUGGUAAAGAGGAGGAGAAGAGGAGAGGGAGAGUCAGGGACAAGGUUGAAGAGAAAGCGGAAGAGGUGUUUGAGACAUUGGAGAGGAUUGUGGCGGGGAAGGAUGGGGAUAAGAAGGGAAAUAAAGAUGAAUUGUGA